AUGUCGGAUUCUGAGCCAUCGAUUGCCAUCGACGAGGAUCCAGAUGACAAGGCAGAAGCCUCGGAAGCGUCAAAGUUCGAAGCGAAUGCUUACAUCUCCCAGCUUAUCGGAUUUAUGAAAUCCACGGAGAAAGAUGCGAAUGAGAAAUUCGCGGAACUGGUUAAGAAAACAUGGCAGAUGCCUUCCGAUUCUAACAACUUCUGCACACCAUCCUAUUCACUGGAUUCUGGAAGUGUCUCGAAGCUUCCGCAAAGUAUGAUGGCCCAAAAACGAAUCGCCGGAACGCAAAGGCUCAUGUUCGCGCCAGGCCUGAACAAGCCUGGACUGGAUAAGGCCAGUCUGAUUGCCAGCGCAUCGUCGGCGUCUGGAAGUGGUCCGUCUUCGGUUGGAAUGACGGCUUUGAAAAAGGCGAAAAAGCAGGUGCCGGUGAUCGACGACUCGAUUUAUUGUACGACAGAUCAGCCAUGCAAAACAUGUGGCGGUGUCUCACAAGCCGGAAACCAAGUGCUCGCCUGUAAAAACUGCCGUGAUUGCUUCCACAUGCGAUGCAGUGUGCCGCCCGUUUCCGUUGAAGAAGCGUCCGAACCGAGCUUUGUGUACCACUGCAAAACGUGUCUCAUCUCGAAGAAAGUGAUGAGCACGAGUCGCUCGCGAUCACCGAGUCCUCAAGUGGUGGAGGCGAAGAAGAUGCGAAUGACUGGAAGAACGAAACCAUGA
Molecule: messenger RNA, 717 nt
Organism: Caenorhabditis briggsae
Lineage: Eukaryota; Metazoa; Nematoda; Chromadorea; Rhabditida; Rhabditidae
Gene: Cbr-phf-30
Product: Protein CBR-PHF-30
Exons: 5
Coding region: 1-717 (238 amino acids)
Biological process (GO): snRNA 3'-end processing
Cellular component (GO): integrator complex
Source: RefSeq, a predicted model, not a curated record